CCACCCUCCAAUCUUCCAAUCAAAAAUCAAACAACAACAAAACUCUGCGGCCGGCUGAAAAGUUCGAAAAGGUUUUGCUGCGAUCUUCAAUUGUUGGCAUUGUUUGUAAACAAGCAAGGAUGGCAGACGACGGAGACACGGUUACUCAAGUCACAGUAAAGGAACCCUUGGACUUGAUUCGAUUGAGUCUUGACGAAAGGAUUUACGUGAAAAUGCGAAAUGAACGCGAACUUAGGGGUCGCAUCCAUGCUUAUGACCAGCAUCUGAACAUGGUUCUCGGCGAUGUUGAGGAAACAGUUACCACUGUUGAAAUUGAUGAAGAGACUUAUGAAGAAGUGUACCAAACAACUAAAAGGAACAUUCCCAUGCUGUUCGUCCGUGGUGAUGGAGUGAUUUUAGUUUCUCCUCCUAUGAGAGUGUAAUCUGUCUCGUGAAAUUCUUAUAAAUUAAUCAAAGAUGA
This is a messenger RNA of Cloeon dipterum, 460 nucleotides long. RefSeq names its product U6 snRNA-associated Sm-like protein LSm3 (gene LSm3). Lineage: Eukaryota; Metazoa; Arthropoda; Insecta; Ephemeroptera; Baetidae. Gene Ontology annotation, molecular function: RNA binding. Gene Ontology annotation, cellular component: catalytic step 2 spliceosome; precatalytic spliceosome; U6 snRNP. The transcript has 3 exons. Gene Ontology annotation, biological process: mRNA splicing, via spliceosome; P-body assembly. The record is from RefSeq and is a predicted model, not a curated record. The coding region runs from base 120 to 422 and encodes 100 amino acids.